Molecule: messenger RNA, 1248 nt
Organism: Xylona heveae TC161
Lineage: Eukaryota; Fungi; Ascomycota; Xylonomycetes; Xylonales; Xylonaceae
Product: NAD(P)-binding protein
Exons: 10
Coding region: 355-1248 (297 amino acids)
Biological process (GO): phytol metabolic process
Cellular component (GO): peroxisome
Molecular function (GO): trans-2-enoyl-CoA reductase (NADPH) activity
Source: RefSeq, a predicted model, not a curated record
AGCGGGAUCACUGACGGAAAAAUAUUCCUCCGGCACGGGCAAUGACAGCACCAUACUCUAGGCCAAUUCUCGCGGCGCGAUAAGCAGCGGUAUCAUUUGUCUAUCAUUGACGUUGUGUCAAUCCGCCUCCGAGGAGAUACAGCUCCGCAUUGGACAGCGAAACGUGACAAGUCAUUGGAAGCUUUUUCUUUUCUCUCGUUAUAGUCGCCGACUCAUCAUGUUCUUAAUUUCUCUUUCCUACUCCAAUACGUUCAGCUUCCUUUUUGACUGGCCUUUCCAUUAAUUCUUGGUAUUUGUUUCUGCCUCUUUCGUUUCGCGAGCAUAGAGAGCUACACCUUCCGCUGCACUCCAAAAAUGGACUCAGAGUAUUUUUCGCCUUAUCGAUCAGACGGGAAGCUUUACGGCUUCGUCUGCGUCGUGACUGGCGCGACUCGGCCAGUGGGUAAAGCUAUUGCUCUAGAAUUAGCCGCUCACGGGGCGGCUUGUGUCUACGCAUGUUCGGUUGCACCGAGCGAGAAUUAUCUCGAGCUUGCGGAAGAGGUCAACGCAGCUUACCCGAACACGAAAGUUAUUGGAUACCCGUAUAAUAUCUCGAAUGAGGAGGACACACUUGGGCUAAUUGACGAUGUGUUGAACACCUGGGGAAGGCUUGACGUUUGGGUCUGUAGCUCGGGGCUUCUUGGUCCGCCCUCGAUUGUGGAAACAACCCCCGACGACCUUCGAAAGUGCAUCGAAGCGAAUUCGAUGGCGCCCUUCUAUGCGCUCAAAUAUGCUCCGCCGGCAAUGAGUAAGACGACACCAAAGGGAAAUUAUCCUAAUGCUGCGCCCAAAGAUCAGAGCUAUGGUAGUAUUAUCGUGGUGAGCUCUGUGGCGAGCACCUAUGGAGGUUGCUGGGGACCAUGCUUCACCAUGAGCUCGCAUGCGGCCUUGGGUGUUGUCAGAGCUGGCGUUGCAACAUUGAAAGGAACCGGAAUUCGGAUCAAUUGCAUAUCUCCGGGCCAGAUUGAUGUAGGUGUGGACCUGAAGGAUUUUGACGCUCGGGGACUUCACUCUCAACUCCCUCCGGCCGCGUUGCAGUCGAACGAAGCCCAAAAACAGCACAUUGGCCUCGAACGUGCUGGCUUGCCGAUGGAGGUGGCCCGGGUAGCGGGAUUCCUUGCUAGUGGCUUCAGUAGCUAUAUCACUGGAGCCAAUUUGGUUGUCGACGGUGGAGCAUCGACAAUGUGCCCAUUAACUGUACCCAUUUGA